This is a messenger RNA of Blepharisma stoltei, 825 nucleotides long. The record is from the annotation of a GenBank genome assembly. Lineage: Eukaryota; Ciliophora; Heterotrichea; Heterotrichida; Blepharismidae.
AUGUUAUCUGACCAAACAAAUGAAGCAUCUACUACUUCUAGCUCCAGCUUAAUUUGUGAAGAACUCGGCCAUCUUCCAAAGACACUCCGAACCGAGCUGAUUCCUUUUGAACUGAAAUACACAAGCAUCGAAAAGUAAUAUCUAGAUAGGGCCAAGCUUUUAGAAAAGCUGAAAGAAGCAAGAAAUGAGCUGAUCAAAGCAAAAGCAAAGCGAGAAGAGCGAAAAGAUAAGUACAGCUCACUGCAAAAUGAAGUCGAAGAAUUGAAAAAGAAGCUUGAAGUCGUUAGGGAAGAAAGAGACCAAGCCAUUGGCGAAAGGUUCAUGAUGAAAGCUAAGAUCUUAGAACAGGAUACGUACCAUGACAUAAUCAAGAACAAUUUGCAACUUGAAGAGAAAUUGGUUCAGAUUAAAUUAGAACACGCCACACUAUCUCAGGAACUUGAGUCCUCGUUGGACGACUUGGAAUGUCUAAAAUCACUUGUGAAGAUCAGAGAUAAUGAGCUAUUACACAUUUCAAAGGAAAUGGAAAAAGCGAUUAAGCAGAAAGAUUUGUUGAAUGAAAAGCUAGGAAACUACCCAUCACCUAUGAACCAGAAAUUAGCACCGAAAGGGCGAUUUGGAGUUUCCUCAAUAGCGCAUAUUGGUUCUAUGUUUUCAAAGCCGCCAAUUACUUCUGGUUUAUCUCUUAGAGUAGACAAUCCGAAAAUUUUGCCUGCAAAUAACAGAAUUAUAAAGAGUAGGAUUGAUCUUGAUCAAGGAAGCAAGGAUUGAAGUUCUGCAAAGUCGUUCAAAGCAAAAGAAGAAAAUACUUCGUCGUUGAAUUAA